AGAAUGCUUUGCUCAGUCCAACUUACAAGGCUGGCAAGUCAACCUCUUCUAACCUCCCACCUCCCAGUUCCUCAAACUCAAGCAAGGCCAGCUCCUCUCCACUUCUCUUCCCUGAGGUCCUGUUCUGCUUGACGCCCUGGUCCCGCCCAACUUCUCCAUGUUAACUCCACCCCUAUCUUGAGGCUGGGCCCCAUAGGUGGAGAGAAGUGGGAAAGGUCCUGCCUUGUCACUCUGUCCUUACACUCUGAAGCUCUGUGGCCCCCUUGCCAGGAUGCUGGACACCUGGGUCCCGGGCAGGCUCACCUUGAUUUUUGUCCUGAUUUCCAGUCUCCGACGAGUGAGCACCAACGAGACUGUAAACACAUGUGACAUCUUAAACUGCCCCAAAGGAUUCACAUGUUGUGACAAGGACUGCUGCCCAGAAAGAAAGGUCUGGGGUCCUGAAAGCUGGAAUCCUAAAAAUGAACCCUUCAAGAUCGUGGUCAUCAUCCUAUUGGUCAUGCUACCCCUCUUAUGCAUCUGCGGUCUAGUGAGGCGCUUCUGUCCCAAUUGUAGAGAACUACAGCAUAACUUCAGAACAGCAGAUCAUCAGACAUCUCCAUCGUUGCCCUCCGUUGCUCCCCUGGAGAACAUAUGGGUCACCUCCUUGGAUCCCCCACCAGCCUACAGUCAGGUUGUUCUGAAGCCAACUCCCACAGAACCACCUCCUCCCUACAGCCUCAGGCCUGAGGGCACUUCUGGACAGAGGAGAGGGCAUGCCUACGCAACCCUUUGAGCUUCCUUACACACAAACCUCUUGGAUCAAGCCCAGGACCCUGGACUGACUGCCUAUCCCAUCAUGCCUUUAAUUUAUUGUUUUUAUACACUGUUGCCCCUCCCCUUUUUUUCAUGAUAUCUAAACUUGAUCCAUAAUUCCUGUCCACACUAAAAGCUGUUGACUUUUUUGAGAACUUGGGGUGCCUGUCGUGGAUGUAGAGAGAUCAUUGCUAAUGGACUGCCAAUCUUGACUGAACAGCUCACUCUGCCAUCCUACAUCAGCACUUCUGUGCCUGGAAGAGUUUGAAGACUGAACUGCACAGACUCUGAGCCAUCUUCCAACCAUGCAUGGGCAGAGAGGACCUCACUGUCCCUCUAUAACAAUGCAGAAAACAGAGGGACUAAGUUUCCACAGCUGGCUGCUAAGUGGGGAUGAGACAAGGUCAGAGGCUGAGGAAACCCUUCCAUCUUCUUCCAGUGGUGACUGACUGCACUGACCCCCUGCUGGGAGGAUGGAGCAUCCAUGAUGUGAAUGAAUGCAUAGACCUUCACCUUCGGGGGCACUAAAGAAAUGAACUGGAAAGCUUUAGUGAUCCUGUUCUAGUCCCGUGACCUGCUUUCCUGGGAGACCAGAACAUGAUGAAUUAUGAAACUCUAAGGGUGAUACAAGCCAGAAAACAGCCUGCUGGAGAAGGUAGGAUGGGGAGCAAGCCUGGAGAAGACUUGUUUAGAGUUCCUUGGAGUGAGGCUAAGGGAACACUUCCUUCCACAUUCCUCUCUAGGAAUGCACUGGAGGGAGAGAGGUGACAGACCCCACCUUUAUCCUCCUCCUGCUGCUGAGCCUUUCCAGGUUCUAAAUCCCAACCCCAUGCAAAGUUAACUCCUGAAAGGAAGAAGGUUUUGUUCUGUGGCUGAGGGACUAAGGAUACCUUGGAACCUGGACUGUUCUGAUCCAUGGACUGAAGACAUUCCUGGUGCCCAUGCCUUGGCACCUUACCCAUGUUUACUGUGUUUGCUGCAGAGGGCUGAAGGCCAAUGUUUCCCUUCAGACAGACAACACUACCAAUACCCACUGCUUAGGUGUGCAGGCAGGGCAGGUGUGGCUGUCCUGGACUCCCUCUGUAGACCAGGCUGGCUUCAAAUUCAGGAUCCCCAAGAAUACUCAUCCUUGAACCACCACAGAAAAGGGCAGGACAGGGAUUCCAACUAGAUUCGGGCUCUGAGAACUGGGGUUGUCCCUAUAUGAGGAGGUCACCUCAGCCUGCUUGUCACCUACUUGACACUGAAAAUGAUAGAGGGCUUUUAAUUCAGUGGCAUGGGUUGCAGGGAGUAGCUUUCCUGAAGUUCAGUGGCUGAAAUAUUAUAUUUAAAAGGUGCAUCUGUGUUCUGUCGGGUGUCAGAUCCCCUAGAACUGGUGUUCCAGAUAGUUUGAGUGGCCAUGUGGGUGCUGGGAAUUGAACCCAGGUACUGAAGCAGCCAGUGUUCUCAACCACUGAGCCAUCUCUCCAGUCCCCUGAGUGAUUCUAUUCCCACUCAGUAUUGUCACUACUGUGGGCGAGAGUGAGAUGUCACAUUUUCAGAGAUGACCUUGCACUGUCCAUCAUACCACCAAUAUUUAUAAAGCUACCACUCUAUUCCUCCUGUUCUGGGUGUCCAGGAUGACACCAGGUGCAGAGUCACCUCUAAGAGAAGCCUGCAGAGAGACCCACACACCAAAGCUCACAGAGAUGCAGAUGCUCAUCUCCUGGUGCCCUGGAGUGAAUGGAAUAUAAUCGUCUACAUCCAUUGACCUAUGGGAUCUUGUUCUGUCAGACAUGCACAUACACUGGACAUCCAUCAAAUAAGGAUGAAGGAUCUGUCAUGCCAACCUACAUUGUUUCUGACUUAUUGGGAGAAAAGACAAGUGUUGUGAAAUAAACUAAAGCAUUACAUUUUUA
Mus musculus (house mouse) is the source of this 2693-nucleotide messenger RNA. Its product is annotated as predicted gene 11545. NCBI's taxonomy places the organism in Eukaryota, Metazoa, Chordata, Mammalia, Rodentia, Muridae. The record is from RefSeq and is marked validated. Bases 272 to 775 code for a protein of 167 amino acids. The transcript has 5 exons.